AUGUGUUUUAGCUCAAAGCAAGAAGUAUAUUCGUUUUAUGCAAAAUAUGCAAAGCACCUCGAAUUUGCUGUAGCUUAUAGAACACAGAAUAUUGGACAAGAUGGAGAAGUAAAAUACUUUGGAGUUGAAUGUACUCGGGCACGCAAGAGAACAAAACAAUCAGAAGUACACCCUCUCGAACCAUCUUUGUCAUCAUUCAUUGAGUGUAAAGCAAAGGUUAGAGCAACUCUACAAAAGGAUGGAAGAUUUAAGUUGACCACAGUUGUCUUUGAACAUACGUAUGACUUGAUUCCUAGUGACUCACGACAUUUUGCAAUGAAUAAGAGAAUUCUUACCCCUGUGAAGAGAAGACUAGAAAUAAACGAUGAAGCAGGGAUAGGGAUGGCUAGGAAUUUUCAUUCUAUAAUUGUUGAAGCAGGAGGGUAUGAGGCAUUAACAUUUGAUGAACAAGAUGCAAGGAAUCAUAUUCAGAGUAUGAGAAGAUUGAGGCUUGGGAUAGGAGAUGUUGCAUCAGUUGCACUUUAUUUUCAUAGGAUGUAA
Camellia sinensis is the source of this 540-nucleotide messenger RNA. Lineage: Eukaryota; Viridiplantae; Streptophyta; Magnoliopsida; Ericales; Theaceae. The record is from RefSeq and is a predicted model, not a curated record.